Molecule: messenger RNA, 4621 nt
Organism: Cottoperca gobio
Lineage: Eukaryota; Metazoa; Chordata; Actinopteri; Perciformes; Bovichtidae
Gene: snx21
Product: sorting nexin family member 21
Exons: 7
Coding region: 160-1440 (426 amino acids)
Biological process (GO): protein transport
Cellular component (GO): early endosome membrane
Molecular function (GO): phosphatidylinositol phosphate binding
Source: RefSeq, a predicted model, not a curated record
ACAGUCAGCUGUGUGUGGACCCCACUAACACCCACAGGAGCAGCCCCGGAGGUCCUCAACCGGAGCUUCAAACGUUACAUUUACCCGCUGACAUGGACUAACAGGAGCGGAGACAGCCAGCUUCAAGCCCGGGCCCCCCUGUGGUGGCCAAGCGGCCUCAUGGCGUCCCGGCUGCUCGACCGUCUGAAGCGCUCGUUGUUUAAAGAUGGUCAGGGGGCCGGACCCGAGCAGGAAGCAGCCGGUGGACAGGAAGACGAGGAGGAGGAGUUUAAAGAGGACAGCUGGGAGGCGGAGCUGGAGGAGGAGGAGUGUGUGACUGAACGGCUCGGGGGGACGCUGUGCUUCGACGGAGGAGGAGGAGGAGAAGGAGCAGAGGAUGGAGCCGAGGGCGAGGGGUCGGGGCUGGACAGUGACUCCGACUUCCUGGGAGAGUCAAUGGAGGAGGGGCUUAGCAGCACAGACGCCAGUCCUGUGGCCGUGUCUCCGGUGGGCCCCUCCGCGUCCUUCCUGUUGACUCGACAGCUUCAGGACAGCUGGAGGUCCCUGCGAGGACUCGGUGGAGGAAGCCCCUCCUCGGCUGGGAGGCAGCUGACGGACAACUUGCUGUUUGAGGUGACCGACGCCAGCGUGGUGCAGGAGGCCUCCUCUAAAUAUGUGCUGUACACCAUCCACGUGAUCCAGUCUGGCGGCAGCGAUAAGACUCCGGCCAUCAUCACCCGCCGAUACUCCGACUUCCAGCGGCUCCACGCCACGCUGCGCCGUAACCAUGGAGAUCAGAUGGAGCGUGUCUGCUUCCCACGGAAGAAGCUGCGCAGGAACUUCACGGCGGAGACGAUCGCCAAGCGGAGCCGAGCGUUUGAACAGUACCUGUCUCACCUGUGUUCCCUGUCUGCCCUGCAGGGGGCGCUGUGCGUCCGACAGUUCUUCUACCUGACUGACCUGCAGGCCGCACAGCUGCUCAUCAGGGUGGGACGUUACCAGGAGGCCUUGGGUCCGCUGCUCAACGCCAAGAGACUGCAACACAAACUGGGCUGGGCAAGUUACUAUGACAACCAGGCCACGCCCCCGGCCUCCUUCCAUUGGUUCUUCACCUUGGUGGGGCUGUCGAGCUGUUUCCAGGACGUGGACCAGCUGGAGGAGGCUCGGGAUCACUGUGACGCCGCCCUCCGUGUCCUGACACCCGCUGAGACUGAUGCAGAGGACAGGCCUCUCCCACUGACUCCCGACUCAUCACCGCAGCACAUCGACAGGCCACACCCCCUCCUGUUGCCGUUGUUACGGGUGGUGGUUCGGCUGUCGUGGCAGACGGGAAGAGACAAGCGGCAUUGGGAAGAGCUUCUGCAGCACCUGGAGGAUCAGAGGGCGGGGCUCGACAAUCAGCCAACCAUCAAAGAGUUCUUGGUCAAACACAACCUGCAGGAGAGCGAGGGGGAGGGCUAGAACCACACACACACACACACACACACACACACACACACACACACACACACACACACACACACACACACACACACACACACACACACACACACACACACACACACACACACACACACACACACACAUCAUUUAAAAAGAAACCCUUAAAUAUAUUCAUUUGACGAGUCCAACUUCGUGACCUGAAAACGGCCUUCACAAUUUCAUUUCCUCUAAACCUCGACAGAAUAUGAAAAUAAAUGGACAUUUUCUUAUAUUUAACAAAAUUGCAUUGAACAGUUUCAUUAUACAACACAAUAUCACAUCAUAACAUUUAACCCUGAUUAGCAACCACCCAUAUUUGUUGUUUUCUUAGUUUAUCAUAAAGGUUCUACACGGUGGGAAACAAAGAGCCUGGCUCUGUCCAAAGGUACAUACACUACAAUCUGCCUCCUGUAAAGCUCAAUGCAAGUUAUAUCUCGUUUGUUUAUUCAAAAAUCAAAAUGUAAAAAUAUUUAGUUUGACUGAAAGUUACCUGCUUGAUGAUCUCUAAAAACAGACAUCUUCAUAUGAAUGCAGAAUCAGUCGUCAACGAGACAAGAUUUAGGUAUCGGAGCCUUUUCAGUUCGUAGUGCCUUUGUUGCCCAAUCAUGUUUGAGCAGGCUUUGGUUGUACGCAGGUCAGCAGACUGUGUGGAGAACAAAAGAGGCAAAGCACAUAGUCCGAAAUGCAAUCUGUGAAGUCAUCGGCUAACGUCUGACGAUGAUUUAGGUUUUUAUUUGCUAAAAAAUAAACAGGUAACUGAGUGUAAACUGGCUACUUGUGAAACAAUCCGGACAUAGACUUCGUCUCUUAACUCCAUCCAUCCAUCCGUCGUACACCGCUUAUCCGGGGUCGGGUCGCGGGGGCAGCCGCUCCAGUAAGGAACCCCAAACUUCGCUUCUCCGGGCCACAUCCUCCAGCUCUGACUGGAGGAUCCUGAGGCGUUCCCAGUGAGGAGAUAUAAUCUCUCCACCGAGUCCUGGGUCUUCCAACUCCAUUCUCGCAUUUUGAGUUGCUAAUCGGACUGUAUACAAUGAUCAGCACACGGAAGACGAAGUGUUGGGUAUCCGGAUAUCUGCUGGCUACACCGAGACCCCAUAAAUAUUGGGUGUGGCCCCCAGGGGCUUUUCACUUCAAACCGAUUGCUGAUGAGUCCAGAGAUUGCCUGCUGGAGGAUUUAUUCCUGUUCUAGCUAGGCCAUCAGCUUCCAGUAUUUAUGCUUAGUAAGCUAACGUCUCAUGGCUGCAGCUUCAUAUUUAACAAACAGACAUUAGACUCAAUCGUCUCAUCUAACUCUGCAAGAAUACAGAUAAGCGUCUUUCCCAAAAUGUUAAACUACGGCACAACAGACCAACCUUCAUUUGCUAAACAGAUGUAGAAAUCCUCUUUAAACAGCUAUGUUCAUUUAAUUUAGCAGAAUACUGGGAACCAAAUAGGAAUAGAAACCCAAUUGCACACAGUGCUGCAAGGAGACUCAUGAGCCCUCUCUACAGCAUCUCCUUUAUUUACACUCCAAGUCUGUGUGAGAUUAAAAUGGUAAACCACCCAGUAAAAAACAGUGAAAGUGGUGCCUAAAAAACAACAGUGUGGUGAAACAGAGGACUUAGAGGUUGUUUGAUCAUAAAGGUGCAGAAAUCCUCUAGUAAGCUUACAGUUUUGUCAUUUCAGAGAGUCGACUUUGACAUUUUAUGGCACAGAGAUGGAAACAAAGGCAGAACCAGAAAAGGAGGCAACACAACUGAUCGUGUGUUAUUUCAGACCAGUCACAGGCGGUCUGGUGUGUGAAGAGUCUGACUUGUCCGUCCUUUGAGUAUGUUAGCGCUGCAGAGUCUGUAGCUCACGCAGCUCUUUAGUGUCCUUUCACUUGUACAAACCUGCAGAAACUAAUUUCUAUAGCGAUCGUUGGAUCCGAGGUUCUUGUUCUUGUCAGACAGUAGUGUUGCUUUGAACUCAGUUCAGAUUCUCCAGGGUUAGUAAGAUUGCCCUACAUUUCUGUUCAUUUGAACCUUUUCUAGGGAUAAGGUUUUUGGUUAUUUUGGCCACGUUCUCAUAAUUCUCAGCCCAUUUGAAGAGACACUUUCAGGCUCUUUCAGACAGUAAAUAACAUGACUGAGAUCCAGAUUCAAGACGAUUGCGGUGCAAGUCAAAUUUAGUUGCAUUCUUACGUGUCUUUAUCAGCUCAUGUCUGCGAGCAUCCAUUUCAGAGUAUUUAUAUAAUAUACUUUACAUUUUACAUUGCAUAGUUACAAUGCAACGUGUAAAGCUCACUAAACACUAGUAUUGCCAAACCCACUGAAGGUUAACACCAACUAUGCAGCUCUCCGCAACUUUUAUCAUCUUUAGGCUUAUUGUUUAUAGUAUGGUUUCCUCAGGCUUUCACCAACCUGCACAUAUGACAGCAGCCAUUUCUAGCAAACAAGCUCUUAUACUGUAUGUUGUUUCUUGUAUGCUUUUGGUUUUCUCACAUGUUCUUGAAAAAGAUAUAUUAAUGAGUCUGCCUGAUCAGAUUAAGUAAUACAUGAGCUAACUAGUUAGCAAGUUUGCUAGCCAACACAUAACCCUCCGAGCAAAUAAGCAUUGUUUUGUGACAAUGUGGCACUCUUGCACAGACUUGGAGGAUUGACAGUAAACACAAUGUAUUUUUGAACAUCUGCCAUUAACUGCCAAGUGUCGAGUUGUUUCCGCCAAAACUGUAAAUGGCUACAACCAUCUCUUUGUGGAAAUGCUUCCUUUGAAAAGGUCCUAGAUUCAGUACAAUAGUUGUGUUAAGUGAGCUUGUGGAUUGGUGUGUUUACAUACACACCUGCGCCUUCAAAUAGAAACAGGGUUCAGAAUAAUGUGAUUUAUAUGUAAUUGAUGACCUCUGUCAUCAAUUAGUCUUUUGGAUUUGGUAAUUUUAGUGCAUACAUUUACACUUUUCACUACGCAAUUUAAUGAGCGUUACAUUGGAGACAAUCACCAGUAACCCACAGUGGGAUUGUGUGGCAAAGGUUUUUCCCAAUCAGACAGUUGUAACUGAUAACAGAGGGCUGGGACAUAGCUGACUAUCGCUUUCCACUCGUGUCCCAUGAGUCAGCAGCUCCUCCACAGUUGUCCAAUCAUCAAGCAGCUUGCUGUUCCUCAGUCGGUUCUGCUUCAUGUGGCUCAGUUCCAGCACCGUUUG